AUGCGGAAUCAAAUCCGUCAACGAAAAUUGUUUACUCACCGUGAGAGUAAGCGUGGCGGCGACCGUCUGGCGACGCCGCGGAUGUCGCUACUGGGCAAGCCGCUCAGUUACCGCGCCACGCGACGCGACGCGCGAUACAGACGCCUCCAAUCAAAGUUCUACAACUUCCUUGAACGGCCUAGGGGUGCGAAGGCUGUCCUCUAUCAUAUGAUUGUGUUCCUGAUGGUGUUCAUGUGUCUAUCGCUGUCAGUAUUUUCAACAAUCGAAGAAUACGAAGCAAAAGCAGGCAUUGUACUGUUCUACAUGGAGACUGUAGUUGUCGUCUGGUUUGCCAUCGAAUUUGUUUUAAGGCUAUGGUCAUCAGGAUGCAGGUCACGUUAUCAAGGAUCAAUUGGACGUCUAAAGUUCUUAAAACGACCUUUUUGUAUAAUAGAUGUAACAACAAUCAUGGCGUCACUGGUGGUGCUGGGAAUGGGUUCAUCAGGGCAAGUCUUCGCUGCAUCAGCACUACGUGGCUUGCGCUUUUUCCAAAUAUUGCGCAUGGUGCGGAUGGAUCGGCGCGGCGGCACAUGGAAAUUACUUGGCUCCGUAGUAUAUGCACAUCGUCAGGAAUUAAUAACUACAUUAUACAUAGGAUUUCUCGGUCUUAUAUUUGCAUCAUUUUUAGUUUAUUUAGCUGAAAAAGACGUCGCCGACACAAAGUUUAAAAAUUUUGCGGAGGCUCUUUGGUGGGGUGUGAUCACGCUGUGCACGGUGGGGUAUGGCGACAUGGUGCCACAAACCUGGCAAGGGAAAUUCAUCGCCUCCUUCUGUGCACUAUUGGGAAUAUCAUUCUUCGCUCUACCCGCUGGUAUUUUAGGUUCAGGCUUUGCGCUUAAAGUGCAACAACAACAACGACAGAAGCAUAUGAUCAGAAGGCGUCAGCCUGCUGCGAGCCUGAUACAAGCCUUGUGGCGAUGCUAUGCUGCCGAUGAACAUUCCAUGAGUAUUGCGACGUGGAAGAUGCAUCAAAUUCCUCUUCCGAGUCCACAAGCAAGUCGGGUUAUGAGCGCUUCAUUCAAGAACAAUGCGUCCUUUGUAUCGAGGCUGCCGACAAUCCGUCGACACAAAAGUACUUCGUUGCAUUCCCCUGCGCCGCACUCCAAGCCCGCGCAUCGAUACGACGUCAACGCUAGUGCUGAAAAUCUCGAUGAGGACGAGGAACCCCGUUGUGUGACGUUAACUCCGCGACAUAAAGCUGCCAUCCGAUUCAUAAGGAAGAUGAAGUAUUUUGUGGCUCGACGCAAGUUUAAGGAAGCGCUUAAGCCAUACGACGUAAAGGAUGUAAUAGAACAGUAUUCAGCGGGCCACGUGGACCUGUUGGGGCGAGUGAAAAACCUCAAGUACUUUGUCGCGCGCAAGAGAUUUAGAGAAGCAUUGAAACCUUACGACGUGAAAGAUGUGAUAGAACAGUACUCCUCCGGGCACGCCGAUCUGCUAAACCGAACCAAGAACCUGCAGUACAGAUUAGACCAAAUUCUUGGGAAGCAAGGUUCGAAGGCCAAAGACGUAUAUGCAUCCAAAAUCAGCCUAGCUUCCAGAGUAGUUAAAAUUGAAAGACAGGUAGAUGACAUAGAAAGUAAGAUAGAUCAUUUAUUAGAGAUGUAUGAAGAAGAUAGAAAAUUAGUGAGAAGAAUCGACAACAGUGCUAACGGUGGAGCAGAUAGCGGGGCGUCCGGAGAAGCGACACUGCGAACGCGACCGGCCAUCGCAGACAAACAAUCAUCGGAGCCCAACUCCCCCGUGUCCCGUACAUUCGAGCCAUCCGGCGGCGGCUCUGCCGCGCCCGCUCCGCUUCAUAAACGUCCCAUGAACCGGGGCUAUUCUGAUUUAGGGACGAGAUUUAUGCGCAAGAAAGUAAUUGUAAAGACAUCAUCAAAUCGUAACGGUGAAUCACCUCGCGAUGAUGAAGUAGUUAUCGUAGUACCAACCGAUAGAGAGGACACACCACCGCGCCAUGCUACAGACAGCUCAGAGGUUUGCGCAAGUUGCUCUAUAGAAGUUGAGACGGAAGCGGAGGCUGGUGGCACGCGAUCAGGGAGCUCAGGCUCGCCGUCUUGGUGUGAGGGUGAGGGAGAAGCAGGUGACGAGCGUGGAUACGGAUCUGGAGAUUCACUCGCCGAGGAUACGGCACUAUUGGGCGCUGCGCAGAGCGGACCUCCUCCGAGACUUCUUCGCACACAAAGAAGAGACGUUGCCGUAGAUCUGCACCUGCUUAGGCCUGAUGUAUGA
This is a messenger RNA of Parnassius apollo (apollo), 2271 nucleotides long. Lineage: Eukaryota; Metazoa; Arthropoda; Insecta; Lepidoptera; Papilionidae. The record is from the annotation of a GenBank genome assembly.